AAAGAGGAAGGAAGAAGAGAUUAUCUGGUUAGAGGAGUUGUUAUGUGGAAGCAUCUGAGAUACUUCAAGACUAUCAUUGAAUGCAUGUCAGAGCUAUUCUACUUCUAGAAAACAAAGCUCAUGAAAAUGUAAAUGACAGACUGCUGUGCAUAAACCAUGUGGACAGCUUAUACAAAAAGGAAUUUGCCUCAGAAGCCUCCGCAUACAGAUUAUAAAGAGACAAGUACGUUACCACCAAUUCACAACAUUUCACCGGAGAAUAGGACGAAUCCAUUCAGUUACUUGAACAGUCAAAGAUACUCCAGAAACCUCCAAGAACUAUUCUUCUCACCACAGAUUUCACAUGCACAGAAAUAUUUGUGCAAAGACAUGUGUUCAAAAUGGACUAGAAAACAAAGAUGUCAUUGGCAUUUACCAUAUAUGAAAGUAAAUGAAGAAACAGACUUGCAAAUUAGGACACACUUAAAACGCCACAUGUAUUUUUACCUCACUAAGAGUUCCAUCCAGGAAUCUGAGGGUAGAAGUCAAUCACACCUGAGAAAUCCGGAAAGAUUUCAUCUAAAGCCUGAAGUAAAAAUUACAGAGCAUGUCCAACAUAGCAAUGAAAUGUACAGUGCCUACCUGGAUGAAUACGUGGAAAGGGAUGCAGUUAAUUCAUUGACUGAAAAAGAAUUAAUUUCCAUAUUCAAGAAAGCAGAAUCUCAGAAAUCGAUGCUUGGAAACACCUGGCUCCUCCAAACGCAAACAAGGGAUGAAGUCAAUCACAUCGAAAACUCUGUGACUACUGAUGAAAAGAAAAUAAACAGAAGCAUGACAGGUCCAUCAGGUUCUCUUGUAUUAUCGAAUGUGAAUGAUUCAACAGAUAAAGAAGACAAAGCUGUUUUCUGUGGGCCCUCAUCUUUAACUACACCUAGUCUGCAAAUCCAGACUGAAAAACAAAAAUCCUUCAGUGCUCUAUUGCCGCAAAACCAAGAAAUAUCUAAAAAUAUGAUGUGUCAUCCAAACAGCCUUCCAGACAGCAAUACAAACAGAGCUGUACUUAGAGGAUUGAUCAAGUUGCCAUAUUUUUCCAAAAAGAAAAUCUUUAUGAUCUAUGUUUGUGGAGGAUAUCAAGAUUCAGAGGUUGAGAGAAAUGCAUUAAUGGAAAAGUCCUUUCCUUGGUUGUACAGCUAUUGCAAAAAGAGAGGUUAUGACUUCCGCAUGGUAGACCUGAGAUGGGGAAUAAAAGACGGAAUCAGUAAUGAUCACUGUGCAGCUUCCUUGCAUAUAAAGACAUUAAGGAAGUGCCAGAAAUUAGGAUUCCAAACCUUUGUGGUUUUCAUUGGGCAAAAGCACGAUGAUCCCUGUCUCCCAGAAAUGAUAAGCAAGGAACAUUUUGAGGCCAUUAAAGAUGCUAUUGAGCUGAGCAUGGAAAAAACAAUUCAGAUCUUGUCUGGUAGUCUGAAUACAGAAGUGCUAACGGGGGGAAAAGAUGACAUUCCAGGUGAAGUUCUCCAUGAUGUCCUGAGACUUGAUCUAUCAUCACCCAAAGAACAUGAAACUGAGAGUCCCAUCAAAGAGGAAUAUGAAGCAAUUGUGCAGGAUUUUGCUACUUCUUCUCCACCCACAGAGAAGACUGUAGAUGAAUAUGAGGAGGAACUUCAGCUUCUUGUUAAGUGGUACCGUCUGGAUGAAAAUUGCAUUCCUGCAAAUUAUAAACUUCAGCCUAUUUGCACUGUGUACAAAGACAUAUUUAGCAAGGAUCCUGCUUGCAGGCAAAAGGCUAAGAACAAAUGGUUGACAUCUUUUCAGAAUCUAUGCAAGAUAUUUCAAGAAUAUGCCCCAGUUGCUCUUGACCAAGAAGCUGCCACCACACUGCUCAAGACAGUACUGCAACAAGAAGUGGAUCAAGGAUUCCGGGUCCAAGGAUCUUGCGAAGAUCACUGCCACUGUUUCAAAAGAAACAUCACUGACCUGCAGCGUAACCUGUCAAGUAAGCAGGCAUCCAAAUACAUUGACAUUCACCCACAAGAACAACAAGUCAACAAAAGAAAGCAGGAUGCGCAUCAGGCCUUUAUGGAAAGCAUCCAUUCCAGGCUUCGUCACACAAAUAUUUAUACAAAGAAUAUUGUCUGGGGAAAAGAUGGAAUCAGUCCCGCAAGCAACAAAGCCCAUGCUUACUACAUUGAGCGUCUUUGCAAUAAUUUUCAGAAAAUUGUUAUCAACCAGUUCAACAGUUUCACCAGAAUAACUAGUUCAAAGAACUUUUGGGAAAGUCUACAUACAAGAAAGCAAGCAUUUGAAAUGCACAAUGAUGAAGAGAUUCUGGAACAUAUCCAACAUUGUCAGGCCUUGGUUAAAUGUAUGGUAGGCAGAGAAACAGUUUUGUCUGAGCUGAAGAAUCUUAUUACAUCUUCAAACAGAAGACUAACUGUAAUUUGUGGAGAAGCUGGAUGCGGGAAAAGUGCCCUCACAGCAAAGGCAGCUACCUUGGCUUCUAACUGGAUCUCUGGGAACCUCCGAGUGGUAAUUCGAUUUAUUGGCAUCACUGGUGAAAGCAGAAAUAUCCGACUGAUUCUCUUGAGUCUUUGCUAUCAGAUAGCAGAUAUUUACAACAUCUCUGUUAAUUUACCCAAGGAAUUUAAAGCACUGGUGGAAGAGUUUGUUUCCCUACUGGAAUUUGCUACAUCGGACAAACCCCUUCUAAUAUGCCUGGAUGGGAUAGAUGAAUUAUCGGAGGAAUAUGAUGCUAAUCUUUCUUGGAUACCUACUGAACUACCAAAGAAUCUGUAUUUUAUUGCUUCCACAUGCACCAAAUCAGGUGUUUCCCACUUACAGGAACUGGAGAAAAUAACAGUGAAAGAGAACAUUCUACAAGUGCCUCCUUUAACAUCCGGAGAAAUCAAUGAGAUUAUCACUUCCAGGUUAAAGAAGGAUUGCAGAAGACUCACUAGUCACCAAUAUACAUUUUUAACAAAGGCAUGUACAGCCUGCCCAUUGCCACUUUAUGUAUCCUGUGCUUAUGAGGAGUCCUGUUUAUGGGCAUCAUUCAGUCCAGAGACUGAGGUGUGUCUUCCUCAAAACAUACCUGACCUAUACACACAAAUUCUGAGCAGAAUGGAAAAAUUCCAUGGGGAACAAGUUAUGAAAAAGUUGGCAGCUUAUAUGACACUGUCAAGAAAUGGUAUAACACAGGAAGAGCUGCUUGAUCUUAUGUCAAUGGAUGAGGCAGUAAUUCAAGAAAUAGCUAAAUUCCAAAAUGUGUCUGUUUCAGCAUUCCCUCUAGUACUGUGGAUAAAGCUUUUGGAUGAUCUUGGAGUCCACCUGAAAGAGCGCAGAAGUGACAACACUUAUGUUUUCAGCUGGGCCCAUACUGCUCUCAAAAAUGUCUGCCUGGACAGAUACCUUAAAUCGCAGGAUUUCCAGCUUUCAGUACAUACUAUCUUUGCAGACUACUACCUUGGCAGGAUGUCACAGGUGCUCAGAAAAUAUAGUGAAGUGUCUACAUUUCAGCCUUUAGCAUGGGUUUUGAAAAAUGAAACACAAAUUAACUACAUAUUCAACAAGAGAAAACUCCUUGGGAUUCCAUAUCACCUCAUCAAAUCAAAUAACAGUAUUGUUCUAAUCAAAGAAUGUCUAUUUGAUUAUGAGUUUCUGUUUCACAAGUCCCAGGCUUUAUCAAUUAUCAGCGUAGAAGAGGAUCUCAAAGCAGCCAUCAGCGCAGAAAGAACUAUUCCUGAUUUAACCUUAUUAAGUGAAGUACUAAAACUAUCGAGGAAAGUUUUGGUUCGAGAUCCAUGUCAGAUGGCUUCACAGUUUAUAGGUCGCCUCCAUCAGAUUGUGGCAGCGGAUAAGCCAGUCGCUCCAGGUGAUCCCAAAAAAUAUCUCUAUCUGCCAGUCCUUUUGUCUCAGUGCCUGAAGUCUUCCAUUCCUGUCCUUGUACCUUCAACAUCUUGUCUGAUACCACCUGGUGGACUUCUUUGUGAUUAUUUGACAGGUCAUCUAGACAAAAUUACAGCAAUCGCAGAAACCCAGAAACAAUUCAUAGUUGCAACAGCCUCUUGCGAUGGGACUUUGAAAUUGUGGGAUUUGCAGGUUGGCAAAGCCAUCUUUACUCUGCACGGUGCUGGAGAGAAUAUCAGUGCUAUUGCUGUUUGUUUGGAGAACAGAUUGGUGGCUGUGUCUGACAAGACCACCAUUAAAAUCUGGGAUCUUUCUUCCAAAAGAGUAAUAUAUACAGCCAGUGAAUUUUUAGAUACUCCAGUAUUAACAUCUGCAAUGAAUGGACAGCUCCUGCUGGUUUUCUUUAGUGGCAACUACAUGGUUCAGGUUUUUGAUCUAACAUGUUCAUGCCAACUGGUCCACCAAGGAUUCCUUUCGACAGAAGAAGUACCCAUCCACAAGAACCGUUCUAUACUGGUAUCAAAGAAUUCAGUGAAAGACUAUGUUCUCUGUGCCUAUAGGAGUGGAAAUGAAGCAAUGGUCUUCAGUGGCAAAAAGGGCAAAGUAGUUGCUAAGCUGAAAAGCCAAGAGCCAAUGGCAGUAAUUGAGGAUGUGGCUGUAACUAAGGAAUACUUCCUGGUAAUAUUCAGGUGUCCCUUUAUGAGACAGCAUGAGAUUGUACAUAUAGAACUCUAUGAUGUCCGCAACUUUGCCUAUGCUCACAGUCUGAAGGGAUGCUGCAAUGACUAUAUUCACAUUUUUGCUGUGACUCAUCUGGGCUCUCACCUAAUAGCAUUCAGUCCCAUCCCAAACACCAAUACCACUGAGAUACUAUCAUGGAACCUGGAGUCUGAAGACCACAAACAUUUGGCUAAAUUUUCUUCAAUCCCGGUUGGUGGUGUAUGUUCUGAUCUCCGAUACUGUUUAGCAUUUUGUGAUGGAGAAAAUUAUUUUAAAGUAUGGAACUUGGCUGCAAAGAUCAAUGACCCAUCCUUGAUAGCCACAAUAAGCAAAGGAAAGAAAACAAGUGGCAUCCAGAAUAUUGUUACCAUGGAGAACUAUCCCAGGUAUGCUGUGUGCCAAAAUAUGAGUCCAGGAGCCAUAACGGUAUGGAACAUUGUGAAAUCAAAAUGUAAACGCAAUGCGGUUAGAGUGGAGAAGGGGCUGAUAGAAAACACGGAUGUCGUGCUGGUGAGAGACAUGAAACUUUUUGUCCUGACAGACAAAGGAAUGGCCUCCUUUGCAGACCCUCCCAAACCCAUUUUUCAGACUCUGUUAAUUUAUGAUCUCCUGAAGAAGAAGUACAUAAAGAAGCUGACAGGCCUUUACAUCAUUCCCUGCCAAAACAAUGAGUACAAGAUCCUUGAAGGAGGCCUUCUGCUUGGUCUCUCAGAGAACAGAGACCAUUUUAUCACUUGGAAUUUGGAAACUGGAUUAAUUAAAGAUCGAAUAAGACCAGAAUACAAGGAAAAAUUCUCCUUCCAAGCUGCCCAACAUCAUGCCUUGUCCAAAGAAAACACGAAACUAUACAAAGAAUUCUUGUCUAAAGAAAUAACAGUGGGAUUACGUCCUCCAUGGGAAAGACGAAAUGAAACUAAAAGUGGAAAGAGAAGACAAUGGGAAAAGUCAGUGAAAGUGGAAAUGGAGAAGAUGCAGAAGCUUGUGAAUGAGAAGAGCAAUGCUAUUGACCAGUAUCUCCUGAGUGGAGACCAAAAGGUGGCUGUUUGUUCCUACUAUGCACAUCACCUGUCAGUGUUCAGCUUGGAAAGCAUGUCCCACGUCCAAACGAUGGAGAGCAGAGAUUCCAUGCUUUUCUUACACUGUGCUGCCAUAACCUAUGAUGGUCUUUACCUGGUACUCACCAAUUAUAGUGAAGAGGAGAAAAUCAGCUAUGUGACAUUGUGGAAUUUGAAGUCUGGAAAGGUUCAGAAAAGAUUACAAAAUGAGCCAAAUGUCUGUUGCAUAGCCAUUACUGAUGAUGCAAGUAGAAUAAUAUUUGGAGUGAUGGUGGAAAACAGGAUUAAGAUUUGGGAUCCAUUUAAGCACAGGCACAAGUUAAUUCAAGGUUAUGAAAGUCUCCAUCUGACUGUGAGCAGUAAAUUACACAUAUUAGAAAGGACAAAGGCAAUCCUGCUUGCAGUUGUAUCCAUCAGGGAAAUAUGCCAUAUUUUACAAACCCAUAAAUCUGUUUUAGGUGAAGUCAGCCUCUGGGAUUUGGAAAGUGGCACACUUAUAUCCAUCUUUACACCAGACAGCAAGAUCUCCUGCCUAACUGUUGCCUUUGACAGACAGACAGUACUUUUAGGCUUGAGUGACAGCUUGGCUCUGAUCACUUUGAAGAUAUUGAGCAUCACCUGUGCUGGAAGUUCAACAGGAAAAGAUUUAUUUGGAGAAGAAUCUACAAGCAGUGAAGAAGAGCCCGAAGUUAGUUAAGGAAACCAUUCUGAAAAGAAGACCAUACGCCAAGUAUAGAAGCUGAAGAUGCAAGUAUUGCAAAAAGGCUUUUAAAAGAUUUGGAAAUUACUGUCACUAAUGUGACAAAUGAAAAUUAAUUUAAAUUCUAUUAACUAGCAAAAUUAAAUAGAAAGUUCCUUCUAUUGUUUGUAAUUCUAGCUCCCCGAGAUGUUCACUCCAUAUGUCUGAUGAAGCAAGCUCUGACUCAAAACAUAUUCCUUGCAUAAAAGCAUCAGCAUAAAGAGCAGCCUUGCACUCCAUAGUGUGAAUAAGCUGUGCAGCACAGUGAACAUGUUUGUACACAGCAUAUAUAAGACAAAGGAUACUGGAGAUCAGGUGGUUGAUUUUUUCUGAAGUAUGCCAGUUUAAAAAAAAAUUAAGAUGAAAUAUGCAUGGACUCAUCUUGGACCCACCUGCCUUGUUUUCAUUUCUGUAUGAUACAAUCAAAUGACAACUGUUUGAGAUGCUAGUUUAGUUUGAUUUGGCAGUUUGACACUGAGGUGAAAUUGUACUUGGUGAUAGGUCAUUCAUAGCAUUGCUCUUUGCAAGCUGUUAAGCAAGCUUUAAUAAAAGGGUUCAAUCAGGAUCACAGCACGAAAUGCAUUCAGUAUUUUAAUUACAUUUAUUGAUAGAAAAAGAGUGGGGAUGGAGAGAUAGUUGAGAUGCAACUGCUAAAGAAACCUAAAGGGUUUCUUUUAAAAAAAACCUGGUUUAAACUGAAAUCCAGCAUGAUACAUAAACAGAGAGGAAUACAGAAGAGGAGCUCUA
Molecule: messenger RNA, 7143 nt
Organism: Sphaerodactylus townsendi
Lineage: Eukaryota; Metazoa; Chordata; Lepidosauria; Squamata; Sphaerodactylidae
Product: NACHT domain- and WD repeat-containing protein 1-like
Exons: 33
Coding region: 157-6354 (2065 amino acids)
Molecular function (GO): protein binding
Source: RefSeq, a predicted model, not a curated record